UACCUCACCUCGCUCAUCAACUCAUCCCUGACCGCUGGCUACGUCCCUUCCGUCUUCAAGAGAGCGAGAGUUGCACCCCUUCUGAAAAAACCUACACUCGAUCCCUCCGAUGUCAACAACUACAGACCAGUAUCCCUUCUUUCUUUUCUCUCCAAAACUCUUGAACGUGCCGUCCUUGGCCAGCUCUCCUGCUAUCUCUCUCAGAAUGACCUUCUUGAUCCAAAUCAGUCAGGUUUCAAGACUAGUCACUCAACUGAGACUGCUCUUCUCUGUAUCACGGAGGCGCUCCGCACUGCUAAAGCUAACUCUCUUUCCUCUGCUCUCAUCCUUCUAGACCUAUCGGCUGCCUUCGAUACUGUGAACCAUCAGAUCCUCCUCUCCACCCUCUCCGAGUUGGGCAUCUCCGGCGCGGCCCACGCUUGGAUUGCGUCCUACCUGACAGGUCGCUCCUACCAGGUGGCGAAUCGCAUCUCUGCAUGUCUGGCAGACAUAUCAGUGUGGAUGACGGAUCACCACCUCAAGCUGAACCUCGGCAAGACGGAGCUGCUCUUCCUCCCGGGGAAGGACUGCCCGUUCCAUGAUCUCGCCAUCACGGUUGACAACUCCAUUGUGUCCUCCUCCCAGAGCGCUAAGAACCUUGGCGUGAUCCUGGACAACACCCUGUCGUUCUCAACUAACAUCAAGGCGGUGGCCCGUUCCUGUAGGUUCAUGCUCUACAACAUCCGCAGAGUACGACCCUGCCUCACACAGGAAGCGGCGCAGGUCCUAAUCCAGGCACUUGUCAUCUCCCGUCUGGAUUACUGCAACUCGCUGUUGGCUGGGCUCCCUGCCUGUGCCAUCAAACCCCUACAACUCAUCCAGAACGCCGCAGCCCGUCUGGUGUUCAACCUUCCCAAGUUCUCUCACGUCACCCCGCUCCUCCGCUCUCUCCACUGGCUUCCAGUUGAAGCUCGCAUCCGCUACAAGACCAUGGUGCUUGCCUACGGAGCUGUGAGGGGAACGGCACCUCAGUACCUUCAGGCUCUGAUCAGGCCCUACACCCAAACAAGGGCACUGCGUUCAUCCACCUCUGGCCUGCUCGCCUCCCUACCACUGAGGAAGUACAGUUCCCGCUCAGCCCAGUCAAAACUGUUCGCUGCUCUGGCACCCCAAUGGUGGAACAAACUCCCUCACGACGCCAGGACAGCGGAGUCAAUCACCACCUUCCGGAGACACCUGAAACCCCACCUCUUCAAGGAAUACCUAGGAUAGGAUAAAGCAAUCCUUCUGCCCCCCCCCCCCUUAAAAGAUUUAGAUGCACUAUUGUAAAGUGGCUGUUCCACUGGAUGUCAUUAGGUGAAUGCACCAAUUUGUAAGUCGCUCUGGAUAAGAGCGUCUGCUAAAUGACUUAAAUGUAAUGUAAAU
Salvelinus fontinalis (brook trout) is the source of this 1404-nucleotide messenger RNA. RefSeq lists its product as uncharacterized. The record is from RefSeq and is a predicted model, not a curated record. NCBI's taxonomy places the organism in Eukaryota, Metazoa, Chordata, Actinopteri, Salmoniformes, Salmonidae. The coding region runs from base 502 to 1251 and encodes 249 amino acids. The transcript has 2 exons.